Chironomus riparius is the source of this 4851-nucleotide messenger RNA. Lineage: Eukaryota; Metazoa; Arthropoda; Insecta; Diptera; Chironomidae. The record is from the annotation of a GenBank genome assembly.
AUGCGAGAUCAAAUUUUUUUACUCAUCUUUCUCAUAAAUUUUAUCACAGCAUUUAAUCUUUCUCCAGUUCCAAAUAUCAUAAUAUCCAAACGAGAAGUCUUCUUAAAAUAUAAAGAUUACAUUAGACAAGAAAGAUCAUCGUUCUUUGGAUUCUCAAUAAAUCUCAGAAAGUCUCAUAUCAUCAUCAGUGCACCACGGGCACAGCCAAUUGUUGAGAAACAAAAACAUACAGAGGAACCUGGAGCGAUAUUAAAAUGUGAGAUUAGCAGAAAUGUAACUAUUGAGUCAUGUUAUGAAUACAUUUUUGAUAAGAGUGAAGAAUUUGUCAAUGUAAGUAAGUAUAAAAAUAAAAAAGUCAUUGAUUCCGAAACAAAAGAUUUCCAACUGCUUGGAUUCUCAAUGGAUGGUGGAGGAUCUGAAAGUAAUAAAUUUGUCAUUUGUGCACCACAUCUAAAAGCUUUAUCUCAAACUUUAAAAAUAAAUGAAACAGCAAACUAUUAUCUACAUGGACUAUGUUCAUGGGUUAAUGAUACAGUCAGUCGAGAGCCUGAAAAUUAUACAAAAAUUGGUGCACUCAGAUUUUUUGAUGAACAAAAUAGAGUCGAUGACAAAAUAAGCUAUUACAAUUAUAAAUACGGUGAAAGUGGCUUUAGUGUCCAUAUGACUGAAAAUGAUGAUGAAAUAAUUAUUGGAUGUCCUGGUAUAUAUAACUGGAAAGGAUCUAUUAUUCGUCAAUCACUUCAUAAAGAACAAGUCUUCAAUACAAUCGACUAUGAGGCAGAUGUCGUCAAUGCAAGCUUAUUUAAAUUAUCUAUAGUCGGUUAUUCAUACUUUGGCUAUUCCGUCAGUUCAGCAAAAAUUUUAGGCACAAAUAAAACAUAUUAUAUUGCAUCAGCACCUAGAGUUAAUCAUCGUGGAUUAGUAUACAUUUUUGAAAUAACAAAUAACACGAAGCCUGAAAAGAAAUUUUUAAUUCGGAAAAAAAUACAUGGUUCGCAAUAUGGUGAAUAUUUUGGGUAUGCUGUGAUGUGUGAGGACUUUAAUAAUGAUGGAUUGCCAGAUAUUGUUGUAUCAGCACCAUUUUACACCAACGAUGAGCUUCAUGAUAACGGAGCUGUCUAUGUGUUUAUCAAUAUAGGAAAUAUGAAAUUUAAGUCACCAACUAUUCUUCAGUCAAGUUUUAAAGGAAGUGGAAGGUUUGGAAUGUCAAUUUCAAAACUUGGUGACGUAAAUCUUGAUGGAUACAAUGAUUUGUUGAUUUCGGCGCCAUUUGAAGAAGAUGGAGCUGCCUAUCUUUAUUUUGGACGUUCUCUUGGUAUAUCACCAACUCCAAUUCAGAAAAUUCAAGCACCAAAAGUCGAUCCAAAUGAAUAUGCUGAAUCUUUUACUAAACCAAUGUUUGGUUUUGGAUUAUCACAUGGAAUUGACAUUGAUGGGAAUGGAUUCAAUGAUGUAGCUAUUGGUGCACCAAACUCAGAAGUUGUUUUUAUCUAUCGAUCAUAUCCAAUCAUUAGAAUUAAUAGUAUACUGAAUUUAUCUAAACAUUUUCUGAAUAUUGAUAGCAAAACUAUAAAUGCGUCAUUUUGUGCAAAAUAUUCAAGUAAAUCAAAGGUGGAUAUGGCUAUAAAAAUCAAAAUGAUUUUAACUCUUGAUCCGAUCUUCAAGCGAGUGACAGAAAUUGGUACAAAUAGAACUAUAAUAAUUGAAACUUUGAUACUAUCAAAGAAUGACAAAUGCAUCAAUUAUAAGCUAAAUAUUAAAACAGUUUUAACAAAAAUAUUUUGGCCGAUUGAAAUAAAAGUUGAUUAUGAUCUUGUCGACAAAAUAAACAAAGAUGAUUCAAAUUUUUGUAAAACAUGCGUCAUGCUUGACUUAAAAGAUCCGAAAUCACUUAGAAGAGAAAUAGCAUUUUCGACUGGAUGCAACAGUACAGAUUGUAAGGUAGACUUAUCAAUAAUUGGAACUCUACAAAAUGUUUCGCAACCUUUUAUUCUCGGUAGUGAAAAGACAAUUACUAUUACUUAUAAAAUUGACAAUUUUGGUGAGCCUGCUUACUCUACAAAGCUAACAAUCGAAAUGUCUUCAAAUCUGACACAAUUUUCACGACUUCCAACAUCAUGCAAUAUUGCAAAUAAUAUCAUGUAUUGUGACAUUAACAACAAAAAGCCAAUUUUUAAUCAAACAUCUUUAAAUAUGAAAGUUAUCAUUGAUGUGACUCAACUCGAUGGAAAAUUGUUCGAGAUUAAGGCAAAAGUGUCAAGUAUUGGAAAUGAGACAAAGAUGCUGGAUAAUAUAAGCAUUGUUAAAAUUGUAUUGACUGAACUUAGUGAAAUUGCUGUCAGUAGUACAAGUUCAUCACCUGAAAUACAUUUAAGUGACACUUUGAUACAGAAUAUCGUUAAUUACAACUAUCAAAUAUUUAAUUAUGGACCCAGUAAUAUUAAAAAACUAUCAAUUACUCUACAAAUUCCUAUAAUGUAUGACUUAGCUAUUUACAAUCAUGUCAAAAUUAUUGAAUUUGAUGGUGAUGCGAAUUUAACUGUUUCCUACAAAAAUAAGCAAUUAGAAGUCAACUGGACUAAAUUGGAAUUUAUUUCAAAUUUUUCAAAUAAAAAUAAAGAAGGAAUUGAUUUCGACAGUUCAACAUUAGGAUUCAACUAUGAAUUAAAUCAUCAAGAACUGGAACCUGAUUUAUCUCACUUCAGAAAGCGCAGUGUAGACUCCAAAGGCUCUUCUAAUUUGAAUUACGACAACAAACUCAAUCUCAACGAUUCAACAGAACAUAAUUCAGAAAACUUACAAUCUGAUCGAACAAUUGUCCUUGACUGCAUGCAAUCUGAUGACAAAAAAGGUUGCAUAAAAGUAGAGUUUGUCGUUGAAGACUUUCAAACUGAAAAUGAGCCAAUUAUUAUAAAUUUCAAUUAUUCAUUCAUUUUACAUGAGUUUGAAAGAAUUUUUGUAAACAGCAAAAGUGUUUUCAUUUAUAAAACAAAUAUCAAAUUCAACAGAAUUGGUGACGAUAAUACAACGCAAACCUUUAACGUCACAUUCAAAAAUCCACAAACAAUUAUUUAUAAGAACGUUAUUGUAAAAGUUCCAUUGGAGGUUUUUAUCAUGUCAGGAGUAAUUGGCAUACUUGUGUUCAUUUUAUUGUUAUGGGGUCUCAAGAAUUGUGGAUUCUUUAAAAGAAACAAAAAAGUUGAAUUGCAAAAGUUGAAAAGAGAAAGUUUAGCACUCGAUGCUCAACAAAUGCAAUAUUGGGCUAGAGAAUGCGAGAAGAUGAAAUUCAAGUAACUUAUGAAAAUAAUUUUAAACUUCAAAAGCUAAACUAGAUUUAAAAGAUAAACCCGAGCGACAUUUAUCCGCUUUAUUGCAGCCAUAAGGUGGUCAUAAGUCGUUGCCUACUGCCAACUGCCUUAAGUCAAGGCAGAUCGAUAAUCGUCAUACGACUGCCUUAUUGCCUUGAUGGCAACUCCUGACCUCCAUAUUUCCGCGCGCAAGGCUGUCUUGAAACUGCCACUGACUUGUAACCGACUUGCCUUGUAAUCGCCUUGAAGUUGACGAGGUGGCACUCACACGACAGCUGUAUGAUCGACAUACAACAAUGCCUUAAUACUGCCACAAAAUUGCCUUGACAAAUCUGAAAUAAAAUUACAAAAAUAAAUCAAAAUUCAAAAUCUGGAUUUCAGUUAGGAGUUUAUUACAAUUUUUUAUAAUCAAAAACAAAUUAAGAUAAGAAAUAUCAAUAUUAAACUUUUUCGUUAGCUUUUGAAUCAGCCUUCUUCAUUUUACGAACAAUUUCAUUGUGGUCUUCAUGAAAAAAAGCGGAUUGCGUAUUGAAUAAAUUUUUUUGCAUCAUCUAAAUUGAUGUAAAUUCCUUCGGUGUGUGCUUUAAUGACGUCAAAAGAGAAAUAUGUCCGAGAUUGUUACGAAUCUCAACACGACCUGAAAAGGAAAUCAAGAAAAAAAUAUUUCAUUAUAAAAGUAUCUUUAAAAUGAAAUCAAUUAAUAAUACCAUCAUAAUUGGGCCAUCCAACAUCUGAUAAAAAGAAGUCUGAAGAAAAAUACAGCUUUAGUAGAGAGAUCGCUAGCCCAUUUUUCGGGUCACCUUUUGCAUUAUCAUUUACCAUGCGUUUUGAUAGAUAACCCACCUAAAAUAACAAUCGAAUUGUUAAGCUAUGCUAAAAUAGAAAUAUAUAAUAAUACAUACCAAGUUACAACUAUUAUUAUUACAACGCUGUUUCUCAAAUUCAGGAUCAAAAUUUGCUUGAUUGUCAAAUAAACUUAGCUUAUGCUCAACAAAAUCGAUUAGUUGCGUGCUUUUAACUGGAAAAAUUCUUAUUUUUACAAUAAUUUAAGCACUUUAGAAUUACUUACAUCACUGAUGGCUUCCAUAUCGACGUCUCUUGUAAUAUUUCAAGUCCAAACAGCACUUUUAAUUGACUCUUUUUAAUUAUUUAAUUAACUGACGAACCUAACACGUUAAACGAUAUGAUACAAAUGAUGUAACAAUGAAAAAAUUCUUUUGUUCUACUCUAUUGUUAUUGUAGCAGCCACAUGGCAGUCACAAGGCAGUUACUUGGUAAUCGCAAGGUAGUCACAUGAUAAUCACAAGGCAGUCGCAUUUUAAUCGCAAGGUAGUCACAUGGCGCCUAUAAGUCAGUUACAAGGCAGUUACAAGUAAAACUGCCUUACAACUGCUUUAAUCUUUUCAAGGCAGUGUGGUGGCAGUCUCAGAACUGCCACUGCCACAAAUUGUCGCUCGGGAAAUGAUUCAUUACUAAAAUACAUUGGAUGCAAGAAUGUAAAAAAAUAAAUUAGUCAGGAGGAGUUUCAGUGACUAAAUCUUUG